This is a messenger RNA of Rasamsonia emersonii CBS 393.64, 1416 nucleotides long. RefSeq names its product Golgi transport complex component Cog5. The transcript has a single exon. The coding region runs from base 1 to 1416 and encodes 471 amino acids. The record is from RefSeq and is a predicted model, not a curated record. Lineage: Eukaryota; Fungi; Ascomycota; Eurotiomycetes; Eurotiales; Trichocomaceae. Gene Ontology annotation, biological process: intra-Golgi vesicle-mediated transport. Gene Ontology annotation, cellular component: COG complex.
AUGACGGAAGGCGAGCCAUCGUACAUAGAUUAUGAAACAUUUCUUGACCCGGACUUCUCUCCCGCCGCCUUUGCAAAUGCUUUGGUGACCAGCACAAACAAUGCCAACGAUACCCCUCUCGAUCUGGCAACUCCGUUGUCUCGCGUUCUGUUUGAUCUCCAGGAGAUAGAUACUCAUAUCCACAAUCUGACGACAAAGUCCGCGCUGCCGCUUCUGGCGCACACGCAGGAUCAGGCGAGUGCUGCCCAACGGAUCCUGAAGGAGGUCGAGGACCAGGUUGCUUCUCUCACGGAUGGGUAUCAACGGUUGGAGAGGGAAGUCCUGCGGAAAUGGGAGAGUGCGGAGGAGGCGAGAGUAGCGUCCGAGAAUUCGUGGGCGGCACUGCGCCUGGCUCGAGCUGUCGGACGCUGCAUCACCUUGGGCAGACAGCUGGAGGGACAGCUGGCUGAAGUUACGGGGAGAGGGACAGGGAAGGAGGACCACAGGGCCAUGGUGCGAGCGUCGAAUACGCUCCUGAUGCUACGGCAGAUGUUUUCUGCUACGGGUGAUGGGGAGGAAGGACAGGGUCUGGAUCGUGUCAAGGUGAUCCGGACGCUGAGGAGCGAUCUCGUCAUCCCUGCUGAGAACACGGUCAAGGCCAGGGCGCAGCAGGUGAUCAACCGAUUCUCCCUAUCGUCCCUGUCGGCCGACGAUGUUGGAGGAGGAACAACAGCAAGAGCCAACGGAGCUCGAUCGCCGCCUCCAGCCUCGUCCACCUUUGCACAAACGGAAGAGACCAAAGCGAAGCUAUCAUCUGCCAUCACCACGUUAUAUCUGCUUUCGCCCACUCCUAAGACGGCAAUCACCGCGACACAAUUCCAGCCUGAGCUCCUUCUCUCUACCCUGCAGGGAUACAUCCACAACUCCCUCACCUCAUCGCUAUCUUCCCUGUCGCGGGGGCUGGCAAUGAUGCCUAACUUGGACCGGGCCCUUGCUGAGGUCUCUGCGCGAUGUCAGGAUCUUGCUGCCCUCGAGGCGCUUCUCGCCACGUUCAAGACCCCCGUUCAUCCCUGUCUAACAUACGAUAAGCAGGGAGCGGAACAGAAAAACGGCAAUAAUAAUCCGGAAAACAUUCUUCAGCUUCUCCUUCGAGCACUAGAUACGUCUUCUCUUCCGUCCUACUUUUGGCGCUCUCUCGCCUCCUCCCUGCCAUCUCGCGUCCAGGAGAUCCUCACGCGGGGCGGGGCGUCGGCUCGGGCGCUUCGGUCAAAUCGGGAUCGCUUGCGGACGGAUCUUCGAGAAUGUGUGCUGCGAGGCUCGCAGCUGCCGUCGACCAUCGGCAAGGGACGGUCUGGAGGCGAGCCAGUCUUGGUGGGCAACUGGGAACGGGAGGCGGCCGUCAUGGUCAGUUCUGUAGUGGGGGUUUUGGGACGAUAG